Fusarium venenatum is the source of this 942-nucleotide messenger RNA. The record is from RefSeq and is a predicted model, not a curated record. Lineage: Eukaryota; Fungi; Ascomycota; Sordariomycetes; Hypocreales; Nectriaceae.
AUGGACGAAGCUCUGCCCGAAGGCCGUGCCGUGCAGAUAAACCCGGGACCUCCGCCAAGCUGUUCCAGACGUGGGGAUGGACUCGGUAUCGGCGUCGGCCCACGCACGUCGACUGCAUGUCUCAUGUGCCGGGACAAGAAGGUGAAAUGCUCAGGUUCACAACCCUGCGUUUACUGUGUCGAAAGCGGUCUAGAUUUGGCUGAAUAUGAGAAUGCAACGUCGCUGGCUCCCGAUUUUGACCAAUGUCUUGCCCGAGCAGACUCUCGGCCGCCUGCUUCUGCGCACAGUCCUCCACCACCUAUGGAGUCCAGAUCGACACCGUCAUCCGGAGGUCUGGCGGAGGGCAAUGCUGCGCAGCAACAACAACGGCAGAAACAAUAUUCAAUACCUGAAUCUCCUUAUCCUCACAUUAUUCCCGUGCCUGCAGUGGUGUCAAGUCCAAAGCACACCCGAUACCUAGAGUUGUCUUUACCUGAUCCAGUUCUUGCGCCGGCAACGUCUCUCUCUUCCAGCGACACGUUUAGCUCCGAGCUCAGGAAUCUUUUGACUGAGCGUUCUCGCCCAAACCUAGGGCCGGUUUCCGCUCCGACCAAUGACGCCACACCAAGGUCCAUUUGCCAGAGUCGACUAGGCGUCGAUAAGAUCAGACACUGGCCAACAGAAGAAGAUACAUAUAGUAUGCUGAAUAUUGUUGUCCUGAAUGUGGGUAUAUCCCAGCAUCUUUUCGACGUCAGACCGUUCUCAGAUAAUAUGUCUUCAUUAUUCGGCGAUGAUACUGUUGAUGAUUAUCCCGAGUGUCUCUUAAUCUUUGCCAUCGGAAGACUUCUCCAAGCAAAGUGGGACGAUGAAUCCAAGCCCCCAGGCGAUGAGUUCUUUCAAGAGGCGCUCAAACGUAUGCCCGACUUGAGUGAUCUGCGAAAGCAUGGGGUCCUCAGCAUCUAG